Molecule: messenger RNA, 9931 nt
Organism: Stegostoma tigrinum
Lineage: Eukaryota; Metazoa; Chordata; Chondrichthyes; Orectolobiformes; Stegostomatidae
Gene: fer1l4
Product: fer-1 like family member 4
Exons: 45
Coding region: 123-6149 (2008 amino acids)
Biological process (GO): plasma membrane organization
Cellular component (GO): membrane
Source: RefSeq, a predicted model, not a curated record
AUCCGCCUCACGGUUCCCCCGAAGCGGCAGGCUGCAUUUCACCAAGAUGGGACGACAUUAGCACUUUCCGAAAGGGGAAAUAACAAGGUUUCCAAUUGUAGCAGCGCGGGUUGAAGCUCACCAUGUCUCUCACUUUGCUUCUGAAGAAAGUUUCCAACCUGAGCGGGAGGUAUGACCGCCAGGUGCACAUCACAUUCCGAGGUUAUACGCACUUGACCAGGAAAGUGAAAUGUGAAUAUGAAGCUGUCUUCAAUGAGGAAUUCCGUUGGCCUCAUUAUGGACGAGACAUUAUUGAAGAGAUGCUGGAGAUUCGAGUUUAUAACCUCAGUAAACUCUUCAGCAAUAGGCUGUUGGGGCAACUACAGAUUAGUCUGCAACAGGUGGCAAAAACUGGUCAAUUAGUUCUAAAGGAAGCUCUUGUUGACAAAAAGAAUUCUCUGACUGAUAUAUUAGUGGAUUUGGAAGUCCGAUACCAGCCUGUGGAGGGAGUUGUGGGAACGUGGACUGAAAAUGACUUUGUGGUUGAUAUAAGCGACAGGGAAGCUCUUAUUAUUCAGAAUGAGGGCUAUCGAUCGCAUGAGUAUUCAGAACUGGAUAAAGAGGAUCAGUUGGAUAAAAAGACAAGAGCUCUUGGACGGAAUUUAGUGAACACUGAUAGCGCUGAAGAUGACGAUGAUGUCGAUAUUUCAGAAGUUGAUAUCAGUUCUGUCUCUUUCACUCCACAGAAAAGUCGCUGUAGGUUUUUCAGCCGGAUGGAACUGGAAACACCCGGAAUACAGAAUUUCCAGAUAACAAUCAAUGUUCUCGAGGCACGAAAAUUAAUUGGAGUCAACAUCGACCCAGUGAUUUAUGUGAAGGUGGGAGAUGAAAAGAAGCACACGGCAACUCAGAAGUCCACUAACUGCCCAUUUUAUAAUGAGUAUUUUGUUUUUGAAUUCCAAGAGCCACCAGCUGUCUUGUUUGAUAAAAUUAUUGAAAUUAAAGCUGUUCACGCAAAAAAAAUUCCAUUCACUGGAGUUCAGUUGGGAACAUUCAAGAUUGAUGCAGGGACUGUCCAUCAACAGCCUGAUCACAAGUUCUUCCAGAAAUGGGCAGCUCUAACUGACCCUAAAGAUACAAAAGGUGGCAUAAAAGGAUUUGUAAAGUGUACAAUUACUGUCAUGGGGAAAGGAGAUUUACAAGGCUGUCUCCCUGUCACUAAUAAGGAUGAAGAUAUUGAAAAGAAUCUUCUACUCCCAAAACAAAUGCCAGCUGAGAGACCCUGGGCCAGGUUCUUCAUCAAGGUUUAUAAGGCGGAGGAUCUCCCCAGCAUGAACUCAGGAAUAAUGGGGAGUUUUUCAAAAAUUCUUGGAGAACAUAAAGUUUUCAUUGAUCCUUAUGUUCAAGUUAGCUUUGCUGGGCAGCAGGGAGAGACAUCAGUGGAAAGCAACACAACAAAACCAGAAUGGAAUGAACAAAUCACUUUUGUUGAGAUGUUUCCACCACUUGCUCGACGUAUCAAAGUUCAAGUCAUUGAUGAUGCUAAAAUUAAUGAUAUUGCUGUCGCAACUCAUUUCAUCAGUUUGGAGCAAAUAUCUGAUGCUGGAAUUAAUGCUGGAUUCCACCCUACCUUUGGCCCAGCGUGGAUUUACCUCUACGGCUCACCUCAGAACUCACUGCUAAUGGAUGCUCACAAGGACAUGAAUGAGGGCCUAAGAGAGGGGAUAUUUUAUAGAGGCCGAAUACUUAUUGCAGUGACAGUGGAGGUUUACAGCUCAAUUUCAGCAAUUCACAGCACAAAAGACAAAAGUGCAAAGAGCGUAUUGAGCAAAUUCAAGCAGACAACAAAAAGCAAGAAAUCAAAAUCCAAGUCUAAGAUUAAAGAGGAGAGCAGCAGCCAGAAUGAAGGUGAAGAAGGUGCAAAUCUCCAAGAACAGCCAAGUACAGUGGAGGUGGAGGUUGAAGAAGUCCAUCCGGUCCCUGAGUUUAUUGCAGGUGAGAAGGAGGAAUUCCUGCUGUUUGCUUCAUUUUUUGAGGCAACCAUGAUUGACACUUCAGUGGGGUCACGCCCUGUCACGUUUGAAGUAUCCAUAGGUAACUAUGGAAAAUUGGUAGAAAUUGUCACAAAAAAGAAAAAAGAAGGGAAGGUGGAUGACAAUGAGGAGAAGAGAUCUCUACUGGACUCAAAAGAUUCAGAUGAUGAGCUAGAGAAUGCUGAAAUCAGUUUGCCUCCAAAACAAAACUCAAUUACACCACCUGCAAAAGCAGAGUAUACAGAAUUUGACAGGUCAUAUUGUUGUAUUCCGUAUCUGUAUGAGAAACCAUGUGUGUAUGUGUGGAGUUCUUGGGAAGACUAUUCCUGGCGCUUGUAUAAUUCCAAUCUCCUUGCAAAGAUAGCAGAAAGGCUGGAGGAUGGCCUUGAUGACGUGGUUCACAUGGUAAAGAGACCAAAGGCAGAAUCACACACUCAACUUCAACAAGUCUUGAAUGAGUUUGUUGCUGGAUGCAGGCAAUACCACAUCUACGCUGAAAAGAAAACUACAAGCAGGCCCAACUAUUUGGAUAGAUGUCGAAUUAAGUCCUUAAAGCAUAGUAUUAUUAUAUAUGCAAAACAGGCACUUAGAAUUAUAAAGAGAUUGAACAAGAAAAAUAUAAAGGACCAACUGAGUGAAACACAUAAACUACUGGAGAAAAUCAAAAAGCGAGUGGAGGAGCCACAAACACCAAUCCCAGAUGUCUUCAUCUGGAUGCUGAGCAAUGGCAAGCGUUUAGCGUAUGCACGUAUUCCUGCCCGACAGAUUCUGUACUCAGUGGCAGAGGAAGAGAAGGGAAAAGACUGUGGGAAAAUUCAGACCAUCAUCAUGAAGGCUCCAGGUGCACCCUUUGGGAAUAUUUUUGCGAAACUGGAGCUUUACAUGUGGCUGGGUGUUACAAAAUGCAUCAAAAGCAACUUGAGCAGUCUGCCUCAGGAGUUUGUUCCAGUUUAUGAAGAGGGUGCAAGGAGAACAGAAACUUCACUGCUGCCACCGAUCAAGCUCAACAGUGACUACAGUAGUUAUUUCCAGUUGCGAGCCCACAUGUAUCAAGCUCGAGGUGUUCUUGCAGCUGAUGAUACUGGAUUAUCCGACACUUUUGCAAGAGUUGUAUUUUCAACUCAAUGUCAAGCAACCAGGUAUCUGGAAGAAACACUUUCCCCAUUGUGGUCUGAGAUGUUGCUGUUUGAUCAAAUCCUGUUAGAAGGGAGUAAGGAUGAACUGAAAAAUGAUCCGCCCAUUAUCAUCAUCAAUAUCUUUGACUAUGACAGCUUGGGAAGCCCAGAGUUCCUAGGACGAGCUUUCGCAGCUCCCAGCGUUAAGCUGCAGGGUGAAAGUUAUGUGAAACCUUCAUUAAAGUUUCAUGACAUUUACAGAGGCCAGACAAUGGGUGGUGAACUGCUCGCAGCUUUUGAACUGAUAGAAUUGGAUUACAGUGGCUUUGGAGAGCCAUCUCUCCCAGACGAUGUGGAAUCUAAGGAUCCAGAAUAUCUUGAUGAACAGAGGAAAUAUUUCAUUAUUCCCACAGGAAUUCGACCAAAGCUCAAGACAUUCAGAAUUGAGGUUUUGUUCUGGGGUCUGAGGGAACUGAAACGUGUAAAUCUUUUUGAAGUGGAGCAACCGCAGGUGACAAUAGAAUGUGCAGGUCAGAAAGUCGAGUCUGAAAUCGUUACAAAUUACAAGGAAAAUCCCAACUUUGAUGAACUUGUGAAGUAUUUUGAAGUGGAUCUCCCAGAGCAGAUGUACCUUCACCCACCACUCAGCAUCUUUGUAGUGGAACAGCGUGCAUUUGGGCGCACUAUCCUUGUGGGAUCCUAUACUGUCACAAGCCUGCAACAAUUUUCCCUGAAGGAAUUGGAGGAGCAUCCAGAACCGCAGGAUAAUAAUCUCAAAACCAAAAAAAAGGGACCCAUACGCCCAUUUUCUAAUGACAACAUGCGGGGUCAAAUCACCAUCUCUGUUGACCCAGAAGUGGCAUUACCUGAGAAUAAAAAACGACCUCUUGAUGUUCUGAAGACACCAAUGAAGAAGCUGCCACUGAAAACAAAAUUACUAAAAGAUGAACCGGAAGAAUAUGAGGAAAAGAUUGAGCCUGAAGAGCUGGAUUGGUGGUCAAAGUAUUAUGCGUCACUGGAGGAGAUGAAGGAAAAAGAACAUAAAGAUGAAGAAGAAGCUAAUGAACAAGAUGUUACUUAUCUUAAUAUGCCAACAUUUGAUGAGAUAGAAGAGGAAGUCAAUAGGACAGAUGAACAAGUGACCACACCAAUAAAGAAAGCCAUAGCAACGUUUCAGAUUUUCAACUCAGAGCUAGAGAUAGAAUUCUCUAACUUUGAAGAUUGGCUGUAUAUCUUCCCACUGUACCGAGGUAAAGCCAAUGGAAAUGAAUUUGGAGAUAAAGUUGAUGAUCGCAUGAUGGGCAAGUACAAGGGCUCCUUCCGAAUCUACCCAAAUGAUGAAGCAGAAGCUGAUUUUAAGAUAUUACAGGGUAUCCCAAAGAACAGACCAAUCAAAGUUCUUGUCAGGGUUUAUGUGGUGAAAGCAACUAAUCUUGCUCCCACUGAUUUAAAUGGAAAAUCCGAUCCAUACAUAGUUGUUAAAGUUGGUGAACAAGUCCAGGACAGUAAGGAGCGGUACGUCCCCAAACAACUAAACCCUGUCUUUGGAGAAGUUUUUGAAAUGACUGUUGCAUUCCCGAUGGAGACAGAGCUCACUGUUUCGAUAUUUGAUCACGAUAUGGUUGGAACAGAUGAUUUGAUUGGUGAAACUAAGCUAGAUCUAGAGAAUCGAUACUACAGUAAACAUCGAGCUCAGUGUGGAUUGCCAACGCAGUAUGAGGUACAAGGUUACAAUGCAUGGCGUGACUGCUUGAAGCCUUCCCAGAUCUUAACAAAACUGUGUAAAGAUUUACAACUAUCAGAACCUGAAUACAGGUCUGGGGAAGUGAAAGUGAACAAUAAAAUAUUCAAGAUUCCCAGUGACACACAACCAAUGGGGAGCAACAAGAAAGGAUCAAAUCCCAUGAUGACAGAUGAGCAGAAGGCUCUGUACGUCUUAAAGCACUGGGAGGAAAUGCCAGAAUAUGGUGUGAAACUGGUACCUGAACACAUAGAAAUCCGGACUCUUCAGAAAGCUGAAAAUCCAGGGAUGUCAAAGGGCCAAGUUCACAUGUGGGUUGAUUUGUUUCCUGUUGACCUACCUGCACCUCCUCCAGUCAAUAUUAAACCCCGGCAACCAAUCAGUUAUGAACUAAGAGUCAUUAUCUGGAAUACAGACGAUGUGGCGCUUGAUGACGUGAAUCCUCUGACAGGAGACCGAUCCAGUGACAUCUAUGUCAAAGGAUGGCUAAAGGGUUUGGAAGAUGAUAAACAAGAGACUGAUGUACACUUUAAUUCUCUGACUGGAGAAGGAAAUUUCAACUGGCGAUUUGUCUUCCGUUUUGACUACUUGCCAACAGAGAAGGAGAUUGUUUAUAAGAAGAAAGAGUCAAUCUUUUCUUUGGAGGAGUCUGAGUUUCGACAGCCUGCUGUUCUCAUGCUCCAGCUUUGGGAUUAUGACUUGAUUUCUGCGAAUGACUUUCUUGGUUCUAUUGAAUUGAAGCUGUAUGAUAUGGUCCGAGGAGCAAAGACAGCAAAACAAUGUACCAUCAAGAUGGCAAAAGAAAAAGCAGGUCCACGCACUUCCAUCAUAAGAAGUAAACGGAUGAGAGGAUGGUGGCCAUUGAUCAAAGUGAAAGAGGUAGAAGAUGAGGAGGAAGAGGAAGAAAGCAAAAAAAAGAAGAAAAAGAAGAAAAAGAAGAAAGUUAAUAUUGAAGAUGUUGAGUUUACUGACAAUUCUAACAACACUUACAUCCUUCGGGGUAAAUUAGAGGCUGAAAUGCAUUUGCUGACUGUAGAGGAAGCUGAAAAACGCCCUGUUGGCCUUGGACGGAAGGAACCAGAACCACUUGAGAAGCCCAAUCGACCGAAUACAUCCUUUAACUGGUUCAUGAAUCCUUUGAAAUCCUUUGUCUUCUUUAUCUGGAAGAACUACAAGUGGUAUAUCAUUGGUCUGCUGGUCAUAGCCAUCCUGGCUCUCUUUAUCUUUCUCAUCCUUUACACAAUGCCACAAUUUAUUAGUGAGAAGAUCAUCAAUGGCUGAUACUUUCAUCAAACACAACCCGUGCAGAUUGAUAAUACCCUCACAAUGACAGCUCCAACACGGCGACAAUACUAAAAUAGUGAUAACACCAACACAGUAUCAACUCCAGCAAAGCAGCAGUACCAUCAACAUGGUGACAACUCCAACACAGCAACAAAUUGAAUAUGGUGACAUCUGCAACAGAGUGAUUAAAUCCAACACAAUAAUAACUACGACAUGGUACCAAGUGCAAUGGUGUGAGAGCUCCAAUGGAGUGAAACCUUUGGGCUGUGUGUAUUAAGCAGCUGUUUUAGGAUAGCUGUACCUUUCAACUGGAACUACCUUUUGUUGAGGUUUUCUUUGCAAAUGUUAUAACAGAUGUAGUGGCUGGCUAUUGGGUAAAGAAAGCUGAGGAAAGCAUUUACUGUCAGUGUUCUUUAACUGUUCAUUUUGAUGCAAUAGGAAAGUGUUCCCAACUAUGGACAUUGUCUGCAGAAAGGUACAUAGAACAUAGAACAUUACAGCACAGUACAGGCCGUUCGGCCCUCGAUGUUGUGCCGACCUGUCAUACCGAUCUCAAGCCCAUCUAACCUACACUAUUCCAUGUACAUCCAUAUGCUUAUCCAAUGAUGACUUAAAUGUACCUAAAGUUGGCGAAUCUACUACCAUUGCAGGCAAAGCAUUCCAUUCCCUUACUACUCUCGGAGUAAAGAGACUACCUCUGACACCUGUCCUAUAUCUUUCACCCCUCAAUUUAAGGCUAUAGGUAGGUAAGGAGCCUACAGCAAAUCUUUGUCCAUUAAUAUUUGGAUCCCUCCAGCAGUUGCCGGAGGCUCAAAGACUAACAUCCUAGAGCUGGAAAAAUUUUGAAUCUUCCUUACAGUCCUCCAGAUGGCAAUACCUCCCAGCAUCAGCAGAGAUCCCAGAACAAGCUCUAAUGCAGUUGUGUUCAAAUUCUUCCUGAAUUUCCAACUGUUUUUAAUAUCAUGAAUUAAAGUUGUAUACCAGGAAGGUUAUCAUAUCAGGUGCAUUUGCAAUCUACUUCUAGUGCAUUCCAGACAUCUGUUUACCACACAUAUUGGAAUCCACAGGAAAUUGUGGACAAGUGCAGUGAGACUGAAACCUUUCAUGUGUCUUUGCCUUUUUUUGUAUUCACUGCACCAGGGAAACAGUUAUAUCUCAGUCAUAGCAUGCCGGUGUCAUCUAGCAGCAAGCAUUACAUGAUCAGGGCCUUGUCUACAGCAAUGCUCUUGGAAUGGGAAUUUAACAGUUGAAACAGUGGAAAAUGAAAAUGACAUUGAAAAGGAUAGCAAGCCAAAUGUUUAACUCUGGCACUGUCUCACUACAGAGAGAGGUGAAGCUCUUCUCGUAAAUCUUUGUGGGCAUAAUCGAAAGGAACUGGUAGAUUACUCAGCUUUGGUUGAUCACGAAUGAAGAAUAAGAUCAAGGGCUCUGAUUCUCUCAAUAUUUUUUCAAAUCAAGAGCAAAAUACUUUCCACUGCAUUAAGCCUACAUUAAAAUGAACGAGGGGGUCUUAAAUAGAAAUCUGUAAAAUUCUGAGAAAUAGAAUGAAUGGAGGAAUGGUGUUCUUGAUGACUGGAGUGUCCAGAACCAGGGUCACAGUCUCAGGCUGAGUGCAGACCAUUUAGGACAUAAAUAAGGAGAAAUUCCUUCAGCCAGAGGAGUGAGCCUUUGGAAUUUGCUAUCACAGAAAGCAGUUGAGACCAAAACAUUGAAUGUGUUCAAGGAGUUAGAUACGGUUCUGAGGGCUGAAGGCAUCAAAGGAUAGAAAGAUAAAGCUAGAACAACAUUCUGAGUUCUACAGUCAUGAUGAAUGAUGGUGGGCUGAAGGGCCAAAUGACCUACUCCUCCUCCUCCUCUUUUCUGUGUUUCACUACUGUGCAAUGAUUUGAAAUUCUUUUAAAGAGAUUGAAUCCAGUCCAAGUACUUCACUCUUUCUUACACACCAUGAAUUAAAACAGUGAAGUGUGGUAUUAGUACUGUGUUUGAGCACUCACUGUAUUUGUUCACAAUCUGUAAAGUUACUACUGAAGAUUUCUUUGUAUUUGAAUAAUUAAUUGGAGGCAGCUUAGUGUGAUGUGAGCAACAGCUGAUUUUUCUCCAACAAGCAAAUGAAACAGAGUUUUGUAGACAGCAGCAAAAGCUUUGUUUGAGUGUAACAUGGAGUUGUGACCUUAAAAUAUCCAACACAAUGAUGUGAUAACUGAGAUAAAAUUCAAAAACAAUUGUAGCUCAGGGCACUAAAAACACUUCUUGACCCAAUAAAAAUUAAUGCUCUUUCCAAUAUGGCAGAUCAGAGGUGAUUUUUAUAUUUCACAGAAGUUCGUAAAUUUGGUCUGCAUUGUUAGAUUUUUAAAAAUAUAUUUUAAGUAUAAACUGUAUUGAAUUAUGAACAGCUGUAUUCAUCCGAUUUGCUGAAUUUUGUUGGAAGUUGUAAUGUCAUGUCUCAUAUCUAGCAUAUAUAUUCAUUUUACUAGUGCAAAGACUUAGAUGUAUUUGAUCAGAUACAUUCGUUAAAAACCUUUUAUGCUGAUUUUAUGUUUAACUGUUAUUUAUCUCAAGUUAUAUCAAAUAUGUGCAAAAUGGCAUAAUACAAUUCAGAUAUAACUCAUUUAAGGCUUUUGAGAUUUAGGACAGGAUUGUCAAGGUAAAUACUUGAAAGUGGAGGCUCUGUAUGCUUUAAUAACAACUCACUCCUGGAACUGAACUAAGCACAGAAUUAAAUGCUGUUUUGUGAGAGGUGCAAGUAAUUUCCAAUCAUUUGGACUCUGCAGCAAAUAGCAUUCUAAUUGCCCUCUGCAACUGGUUUACAGGCUACAAACUACCGCACAAGUUGUGUACCGUCAGAAAUAGGAGCAGAACCAGACUGGUCCUCUGAUCGUGCCCUGACAUUCAGUAAGAUCACAACUGAUCUUCCUCAAGUCGAGUUCCUAGUUGUUCCCAGAGUGCCUCAAGUCACUGAGUGAUCAUAAAUCUAUUCAUCUCAGUCUUGAAUAUUCUCCAAAAUGAAGUAUCCACAAUGCUCUGACAGUGGAGAACUUGAGAGCUGAUCUCUGAAUGAAGAAAUUUCGCCACAUCUCAAACUGGUUGACUUCUGAUGCUAAGGCUGUGUCUGCAUUUUAGAUUCACUAGCUGGAGAAAACAACUUAGGAUCUACCUUAUUGGGACUGCCUUACUUUUAAUUCUCAUGCUAUAAUAGAUUCUACCAUUUGCCUUCCUUAUUAUUUGCCGUAAUUUUUACAACCAAGUCCAGAGGAGUGGAUAAGUUUCUAUUUUCACACUGGAGGGUGGUAUAUGUUUUAAAUUUUGAAGAAUAUGUUUUCUUUUCGAUUUAAUGUGAAAAGCUAUGAAAUAAUGUUCUCACUACUAAAGGGGAAAAUAAACCUCAUUUGCUCAGUAUCCUUGAAGUGAUUAAGGUCCAGUCUAUACCUAAUGUUUAAAAUAGUACAGAAACUGGUUUUAUGGUAAAUAAAUAAAAAAACUAAAAUAAAUGUUAAUUAAAAUACAGUAGGGAUGGCAGAACACGUGGUGUGUCACAGUUGCAUCAUGUGGAAGAUCAAGGCUAUCAGUGUGAUCCAAUGCAAAUACAUCUGCAGUAUUGUUUAUAGCUAAAAAAUUUUUCACUCAGUCAUUGAGCUGGAAGCCAAGCUGCAGUCACCAACACAUCAAGAAGGGGGAAAGGAUAUUUUGCAUGAGGUGGUGAUCAUACCCCUCAGGACAAGGUCUUCUGAUUUGAUAGUAAUCAGGGACAGAAAAAUAUGAAUGUAGCUAAGGGGUUAAAG